Messenger RNA from Bolinopsis microptera, 3854 nucleotides. RefSeq lists its product as uncharacterized. Gene Ontology annotation, cellular component: trans-Golgi network; plasma membrane; endosome. Lineage: Eukaryota; Metazoa; Ctenophora; Tentaculata; Lobata; Bolinopsidae. Gene Ontology annotation, molecular function: aspartic-type endopeptidase activity. Gene Ontology annotation, biological process: amyloid-beta metabolic process; membrane protein ectodomain proteolysis. The coding region runs from base 25 to 3459 and encodes 1144 amino acids. The transcript is spliced from 13 exons. The record is from RefSeq and is a predicted model, not a curated record.
AGCAAAGAGAUGAUAUAUUAAUGGAUGGCAGUAUCGCUCUCCCUCCUCUGUUUUCUACUAACUGUUCACAUUGAGUCAGCCAUCAAACUUCCUCUACGAGGGAGUAUUCAAGAUCCUGACAACAACAGGGUGUGGAAGAGAGAGACAGAUGUGCAGGUUACAGGGAGACCCGAACAAGGAUACUUCAUAGACAUAUUCCUAGGAAGUCCUGCCCAGAAGUUUAGUGUAGUGGUCGACACUGGCAGCUCAAACUUUGCAAUUGCGGGGUCUGCUGAUGUGGGGAUUGAUAAAUACUUCAUCAGUGAACAGUCUACUUCAUUCAAAGGAAGUCCUGAUAAAAGUAUAAAAGUUCAGUACUUUAAUGGCACUUGGCAGGGAUACUUCGCUAGUGAUAUCUUUAUGUUCUGUGAAACCUGUGGUAGUGGCAGUGUCGAUGUCGCUCUGAUAACAUCUUCCUCCAACUUCUUUGUUUCGCCUACAUUAUGGCAGGGAAUUCUGGGUCUCGGCUACAAAAGACUCAUGCAGCCUGAGCCGAGUACAGCUGAUACCGUACUAGACAGUCUGUCUGCUAAAGGUGCAGUGAGCCAAGUGUUCAGUAUUGAGCUAUGUGGACGAAGAGACCAGAACACUACAAAACUUGACGGGUUACUCGAAUUAAAUGCUACAGCAGAUGAAAGUUACCAGUACACAGAUCUGGUUAGGGAGUGGUAUUAUCAGAUAGAACUAACUGAUCUCACUGUUAACGGAACUGCAAUUGUUGAGGAGUGCUUUGAGCUAAACAAACCGCAUGCGAUACUAGACAGCGGCACAACUAAUCUUCUCCUGCCAACAGUUGUGUAUUUCAAGGUCCUGGCGGCUAUUGAGUCAUUUUCGUACAUCGCAGCUAAUGGUUCGAAGAAUGGAGUGACUCACGCUGACAUUAACAAAUUCAUUGUACGAGAGAAUUUCCUUUGCAAAGAGGACCUACAGUCUGUCAUAUUCACGUGGUUCCCAGAAAUUGUGGUGAACGUAGCUUACAAUAAGACUCACCAGUUCGCGGUCAAUAUCCCACCACAGCAAUACGUCAGACAAACUAUGGACAGUAUCAACAAACAGGGGCAGAUGAGUGAUAAAACUAAGUGCUAUAUGUUUGGAGUGCAGAAGAGUGAAGCUGGUACGAUACUGGGUGCAGCUUUUCUAGAACGACUUACUGUUCUGCACGACAGAAUUACCGGAAGAGUAGGGUUCAAGAUAGCUACCAGUUGUCAGGUUUCGGAUCCAGUGUUCGAAAAGACCAUGUCAGGUCCUAAUUUGAGAACCGACGAAGGUGCGUCGUCCUGUCUGGAGUCAGGUGAAGCCCCCGCAUGGCUAGUGUCAGUUAUCGCCCUCUCCGUAGGAGCAGCAAUCGUGCUGUCUGUAAGUCUUUGGUAUUUGUGGAAAAGUCGUCACAAUAUCUGUAAAUGCGGGAGCAAGAGUGAGGAGGGGCGGGUAACAGAAUGCCGCGCAGAGAAACGUGUAUCUGUGGCAGCUGUCGGUAAUAAGGCACGGAGAAUGUCAAAUGUGGACAGUGGGAACACUAACAGUAUUCUUGCGGGGCUGCAAGGAGGGGAGGAUGAUGUUGGGGGUGGUAGUAUGGAUGUUAUCGAGGAGGAUGAGGUGGUUGUUGAUGAGGCGAGUGGUGGGCUGUGUGAUGAGAUUCCUGAUUAUGGGGUAAAUACUGUAGUGUUGGAGUCUCUAACCGGGCGGGAUGUUGAGGGUACUGGAGCUGGUCAGGUUGGAGUGGUUAAUUCUGAUGAAGAAGAUAUGGGGUAUGAGAGUCAUGAAACAUUAGAGGAUCAGAAUGAUGGGGAGAAUGAUCAUGGUGGUGUUAUUGUCAAUAAGGAUGAUCAGGAGAAUGCAGAAGAGAAGGAAACGGUGGAGGAGGAGCUUGAAAAGGAGGAGGAAGUGAAGGAUGUGUCAGAGAAGGAGGAGGAUGUGUCAGAGAAGGAGGAGGAUGUUGAGAGUUAUGAGGAAACACAGGAGAAUGGAGAAUCAAAUGUAGAAACAUUACCGUUAGAUCAACAACAGCAAGAUCAUGAUCAUGUAAAAGAACCGGAAGAGAUGGGAUAUGACUCGCAGCAGAACGAUCAACAGAAGGAAAAUGAAGUGGAAUCGGUUGUCAAGGCAGCAGAAGAAAAUGAGUUGGAAUCGGCUACCAUGACAACUGAAGAAAACGAGUUGGAAUCGGUUGCCAAGGCAGCAGAAGAAAACGAGUUGGAAUCGGCUACCAUGACAACGGAAGAAAAUGAGUUGGAAUCGGUUACCAAGGCAGCAGAAGAAAAUGAGUUGGAAUCUGCUACCAUGACAACAGAAGAAAAUGAGUUGGAAUCGGUUACUAAGGCAGCAGAAGAAAAUAAGUUGGAAUCGGCUACCAUGACAACGGAAGAAAAUGAGUUGGAAUCGGUUACCAAGGCAGCAGAAGAAAAUAAGUUGGAAUCGGCUACCAUGACAACGGAAGAAAAUGAGUUGGAAUCGGUUACCAAGGCAGCAGAAGAAAAUAAGUUGGAAUCGGCUACCAUGACAACUGAAGAAAACGAGUUGGAAUCGGUUGCCAAGGCAGCAGAAGAAAACGAGUUGGAAUCGGCUACCAUGACAACGGAAGAAAAUGAGUUGGAAUCGGUUACCAAGGCAGCAGAAGAAAAUGAGUUGGAAUCUGCUACCAUGACAACAGAAGAAAAUGAGUUGGAAUCGGUUACCAAGGCAGCAGAAGAAAAUAAGUUGGAAUCGGCUACCAUGACAACGGAAGAAAAUGAGUUGGAAUCGGUUACCAAGGCAGCAGAAGAAAAUAAGUUGGAAUCGGCUACCAUGACAACGGAAGAAAAUGAGUUGGAAUCGGUUACCAAGGCAGCAGAAGAAAAUGAGUUGGAAUCGGCUACCAUGACAACGGAAGAAAAUGAGUUGGAAUCGGUUACCAAGGCAGCAGAAGAAAAUGAGUUGGAAUCUGCUACCAUGACAACAGAAGGAAACGAGUUGGGAUCGGUUGGCAAGGCAGCAAAAGAAAAUGAGUUGGAAUCGGCAGCCAUAACAACGGAAGAAAAUGAGUCAGAAUCAAUUUCUAAAGCAACGGAAGAGAAUGCGUUGGAAUCGGUAAUUAUAGAAACAGAAGAGAAUGAAUUAAAGUCGAUAACCAUAGAAAGAGGAAGAAAAGAGUCCAAUUCGGAAGAGCGAGCUGUGUUAGCAGCACUAGCUGACUCCGUGAGAGGAACAGAAGACAGCAGUACUGAGGAGUGGGACUCGGACUCCGCGGAAUCCCAGUCAGAGGAGAAAUCGAAGUCCAUCGAGGACUCUGAUUCGGACGACAAUACAUUUGUGAGAGUUGGUAAUAAUAGUGAUAUUGCAACCGAAAAAUUAGAGUGUGAUCUGGAUAAUGUUGAGGUACAAUCACCGAACAACUUCACUGGUGAUGAAAAUGAUGACAUACCUAUUGAUUGGAAUGAUUGACAAGAGUUUCCUUCUACAUACGAUACACACUUCACGCGAUGUUUACAUUUUAUAGCAUGUUAAAUAUCAGAAGUGCCUCAGAAGAGCUCACUGAUAAAGUUCUAAUAUUAUUUUAUUUUUAGCUUCACUUUCGUUUCACCAGACUUAGAAGGUAGAUGUACGCUUGAAGCUGCUUAGUAUAUCUAGUAAAACUGGGCAGUAAAUAUACGACUCUAAAUUUGAUUUCAAUUUGGUUGCAUGUGCAGUGUUUUUUUUUGCUAUUUUUACGAUUUGUUAUUGUAAAUUUCACUCCAUUUUUAAUUUGAGAUGAUUGGGCUCAAAGGGGGUUUUUGAAGUUGCCCUAUUUCAAUUCUGAAUUGCUGUAUUAUAUGAAACAUUCAAAUCUCCAUAAAUUA